Molecule: messenger RNA, 3736 nt
Organism: Gadus morhua (Atlantic cod)
Lineage: Eukaryota; Metazoa; Chordata; Actinopteri; Gadiformes; Gadidae
Gene: lrrc4.1
Product: leucine rich repeat containing 4.1
Exons: 1
Coding region: 10-2841 (943 amino acids)
Biological process (GO): modulation of chemical synaptic transmission; excitatory synapse assembly; postsynaptic density protein 95 clustering
Cellular component (GO): plasma membrane; postsynaptic density membrane; glutamatergic synapse
Molecular function (GO): protein binding
Source: RefSeq, a predicted model, not a curated record
UGCCACAUCAUGAGUCUUCUGGGGCGGGUAGCUGUGCGUCGAGCCAGGAAAGCCGCCCUGCUCUGUGUAGUCUUCCUGAUGGCGCGGGCAUGGAGCAGCUCCUCGCUGGGCUUAGUGGGGGCGGCGGCGGCCGCGGCGGCCCCCCAGGGCUGCCCACCGCAGUGCUCCUGCAGUAGCCAGCAGGGGAAGGUGGUGUGCACCCGGCGAGGACUGACCCGCGUGCCCCCCGGCAUCCCGGGCAACACGCGCCACCUCAAUCUGAUGGAGAACGCCAUCGAGGCGGUGCAGGCCGACUCCUUCCGUCACCUGCACCACCUUGAGGUGCUCCAGCUGGGGCGCAACGCCAUACGGCAGAUUGAGGUGGGCGCGUUCAACGGACUCACUAGCCUCAACACGCUGGAGCUGUUCGACAACCGCCUGACCGUGGUGCCCAGCGGGGCCUUCGAGUAUCUGUCCAAGCUGCGGGAGCUCUGGCUGAGGAACAACCCCAUAGAGAGCAUCCCCUCCUACGCCUUCAACCGGGUGCCGUCGCUCAUGCGCCUGGACCUGGGGGAGCUGAGGAAGCUGGAGUACAUCUCGGAAGGUGCCUUCGAAGGCCUGCAGAACCUUAAGUACCUCAACCUCGGAAUGUGCAACAUAAGGGGCGACAUGCCCAACUUGAGCCCCCUCAAAGGACUGGAAGAACUGGAGAUCUCAGAGAACCUGUUCCCAGAGAUAAAGCCCGGCUCCUUCAGAGGCCUGCGUUCGCUGAAAAAGCUGUGGGUCAUGAACUCCAAGAUCACCGAUAUCGAGCGCAACGCCUUCGACGACCUGUCCUCCUUAGUGGAACUCAAUCUGGCCCAUAACAAUCUCAGUGCUCUGCCACACGAUCUUUUCUCCCCACUGAGGUAUCUGGUGGAGCUGCAUCUCCACCACAACCCCUGGAACUGUGGCUGUGAGUCGGUGUGGUUGGCCCGCUGGCUGAGGGAAUACAUCCCCACCAACUCCACCUGCUGUGGCCGCUGCCACUCACCUGCUAGCAUGAAGGGGCGGCAGCUGGUGGAGGUCGACAAGGAGGACGCCUCCGGACUCCAGUGUUCGGCGCCCUUCAUCGGGGACGCGCCGAGGGAUCUGAACAUCUCUGCUGAGCGUGUGGCGGAGCUUCGGUGUCGCACGGCGCCGAUGUCCUCGGUGCGCUGGCUCCUGCCCAACGGGACCGUCCUGACGCACGCCACCAGUCACCUGAGGAUAUCGGUCCUCAACGACGGGACCCUUAACUUCUCCAACGUCCUGGCGGCGGACACGGGCACCUACACCUGCAUGGUGUCCAACGCCGCCGGGAACUCCAACGCUUCGGCCUACCUCAACGUGAGCGCGGCCGAGCUCAACACAUCCAACCUGAGUUACUUCACCACGGUGACCGUCGAGGUCAUGGGACCAACCACUGAGAUGCCCAAAACUAAAACCACCACGACAGCCGUUGCUGCAGGUGCCGGUUUUGCCGGCGGAGGAGGAGGCAGCCAAGGGACUACCACCACCACUGCCUCCCCUUCCGUCUUUCGCCCGGUCUUCAUCUCCACGCCAACUGUGCUACUGCAGAGCACCGAAAGCCCGCCGGCUGUCGCCAAGCCGUCGUUGGCGCCCGGACCCAAAGGUGUCACCGGCAAGCCAGGCAAGAGCGCUCCUAGCCUGGACGAAGUGAUGAAGACCACCAAGAUCAUCAUCGGCUGCUUUGUGGCCGUGACGCUGCUGGCUGCCGUCAUGCUCAUCGCCUUCUACAAACUCCGAAAGCGCCACCAGCAGAGAAGCACGGUAGCAGCCGCCCGCACCGUGGAGAUCAUCCAGGUGGAUGACGAGGACCUGCCGCCGCCAGCCUCGGCAGCGCAAGAGGCUGCCCUGUCACUGCCCGAGAUCCGGGACCACAACAGCAUCCACAAACUGAACUUUAUGAGCCACAAGACCGACUACGGCUUCCAUAAACCCAAGGCAGAGUACAAACCCCAACCCGACUUCACUCUGCAUAAGCCCAAGGCCGAGUAUACUACGUAUAAACCCACCAUGGAUUACAGCACUCAGAAAUCGACCCCGGAUUUCAGCCUUCAUCGACAGAAGGCCGACUACGGCCCGUUUAGACCCGAGUACAGCACUCACAAGCCUAAAGUGGAGUACAGCCCGUUUGAUACAGACUUUGGUAAUCAUCCGAAAGCCAAAACAGACUACAGUCCAUUUAAACCCGACUACAGCACGCAUCCAAGACAGAAACCCGACUUUAGUCCUUUCAAAAGAGAUUAUAGCACCCAACCAAAACCAAAACAUGACUACAGUCCAUUGAAAUCCGACUACAAUACACACACAAAACAGAAAGGGGACUACAGUCCAUUCAAGCCAGACUACAGCACUCACCCCAGACCCAAGCCUGAUUACAGUCCUUACAAACCAGACUACAGUACUCAGCCCAAACCCAAAAUGGACUACAAUACCCAGAGAUCCAAGCAGGACGUCAGCAGCUACAAGGACCCCUACGCUCCCCACAGGACGGCGGACUACAGCGGCGUCCAGAGCGACUUCAGCCCACACAAAAUGGAUUACAGUGCUUUCAAGUCCGAUUUCAGCCCCCAUACACAGAGACCCAGAAUGGAUUACAGUCCCCACAAAAUGGACUACAGUCCAAACAAUGGGGAGCAUGGCACCAUGAAGCCAAAAUACAACACCUACAAACCGACGGGCCAUGGGGCGAAAUGGACAGAAAACAAUGUGGGGAACUCUCUCCCUCGAACCUUACCGAGCACCGUCACGGCCAUGGCGGAGCCCUUUGCUGUAAAAACUCACAACAAGGAGAAAGUGCAGGAGACUCAGAUUUAACAAGGCCCCAGACAAACGCCAGUGACAACUACCCCCCUGCCCCCCCCCCUCCCCCCCCCCCACUGUCCACCCUUUUCUCUCCCCAUUAACCCCCAUUCUCUGCCCCCACUUAUCUCAUAGACCCAUGCAAUAGAAUGCACAACAGAAAAAGGACAGGAACUACGUUUUUGUACAGAGUGCAAAAUUAUAAAAAGACUGACGAUUUAUUGUUGUACAUGCUUAUAAAUAAAUUAUAUAUAUAUAUAAAUAUAUAUAUAUAUGUAUAUAUAUGUAUAUGUAUAUAUAAAUAUAUACAUAUAUAUAUAUAUAUGGAAACGUUGAAGCUACCAUGGGCUGGUGAUAGAAAAGCAUAUUAUAUUAAAGAAAUAAAUUGAAACUAUUUUCUAACUUGUAACUUCUAUUUAAAGAGACGAGUUGUUUAAGAUGCUGUCUUGACUUUGACACAAAUGAGGGUAGUCUUGUUUUAAAAAAAAAAAAAGGGGGCAUUCUGUGUGAUUUUUAAACAAUGCUACGGAGAAUGCAGUAAAAAGAAAAAUGGAACAAAAAAAUCAUUUAUACCGAGAUGACUUUCUUUAAGAAAUACAGAAAAAAGGUCAGUGUUGAUCUUUACAGGUUUACCUUGUAAAAGCACCAUGAAUUUGUACUGUGCCAAAAUGUUAUACAUGCAAUAAAAUGGAUUUUUGGAAGAAAAAAAACAAACAAGAGAGGCAUCAGAGAGAGACGUUUUUUCCUCCCCUGGUUCUCCUCCUUCUCCUCCACUGUAGCGAUCAGCCCAGCGCUUUAGACACUGCAGUAAGACGCCGCAGCGACACUUUAACCCUGAGUGUGCCGGGUGACUCAGGCAGAAUGAAUCAUGGUGCAGAAGUGCAUCGCGCUCAUUUAGAAACGCAUAACA